AUGAAGAAACUGGCUGUGUUGAAGGAUGGGUUCCAACUGGACUCUGGGUCUCAGCAGGAGCUCUGGGGCAGCUCUCCCUCUCUCUCCAACUCUGAGCUGUCAAUCAACCGCCUCUUCUCUGACGCUGGAUCACAGACAGACGCACCGGCUGAGGUUAUGUCCAGCAACAACAAACUGGCAGAAAAGGUUCGUCUGAGUCUGAAAUAUGAAGAGGCCAAGAGAAGGAUCGCCAACAUCGAAGUGCAGAUUGCAAAGCUGGACAGUGAGGCGUGGCCCGGCCUGCUAGACCCGGAGCGCGACCGUCUGAUCCUGAUCAAUGAGAAAGAGGAGCUGCUGAAGGAGCUGCAGUUUGUGAGACCACGAACGCGACUUGAGCCCAAUGACGCAGAGAAGCUGGAGACGCAGAAGAAACGUCUGGAGAGAGACCUGCAGGCCGCGCGGGACAGCCAGAGCAAGGCCCUGACCGAGAGGUUGCGUCUUCACUGUAAGAGGAACAAACUGGUCCGUGAGCUGGAGGAGAUGGUUCGGCUGGCCUCGUCUCUACACUCUCAGCUCAAAAGUCUCUCGGCCAGCACGCUCUCUUGCUCGUCCGGCAGCAGUCGUGGCUCUCUCACUUCAUCGCGUGGCUCUCUGGCCACCACCUCCAGCCUGGGCUCCACCUCCUCCCUCAGCUACACCGACCUUUACAUGGAGCAGCCCGAACUGCAGGACCCGGACUUCCAAAACAAACUGGACUUGCUGCUCCAAGAUGGCAGCCAGGCGGGUUACAGACCCUCCAGCUCUAUCCCAACCAUUCACCGAGCACGAGGUGGGUCACGAAUUGCACGGAACGGGAAAAUGUUGAAAAUCCCGGGAAAAGAUGAAAUUCCUGGUCUGAACCGCAUACAAAAACUUUCAGAGACGCCAAAAUCUAUGAGCUCGCUGUCCCCGCGCUCUUCCCUGUCAUCGCUAUCCCCUCCAUGUUCGCCGCUGGUCACGGAGGCGGCGUUCCUGUCCGGAGAGGCGUUCCCGGGACAGGCGGAGGGGGCGGGACUAGAUCUGGAGCUGCACAGUCGGUUGCAGGAGCUGGAGAUGAGCCUGGAGACGGAGCAGAGGCGAGAGGAGCAGAGGGGAGGGGUCUCGGAAGACAGGAAGGGAGGAGCUCUAAACGAAGAAGGCAAAGAUGCCCUCACUCCGAGAGGAGCCGUUCAGAAGAAGAGUGGAGUGACCUCAGCUGUGUCUGACGAGUCUGUGGCCGGAGACAGUGGGGUCUAUGAACCGUGCUGAGCGGAGGUGAGGUCUGGCGUUCUCUCAGAGCUGGAGGAGCGUCUGUCUGCAGGCUGCGCUCAGGUCCAGAUCAGCCUCAGGUUUGAGUCCAGAGACCAGAGAUUCACUGUGUUUUUGACACAGUUGUCUAACUGCAGAGCCCUCAGUCUGCCACACAACCACAAAAUUUACGUACGUGUGGCGGUGCUGCCGUGCAUCGGGACCAGCCGUUGUCUGUUCAGAACUUGUGCUGCUUUGCCUCAAGAAAUAACAGACUUUAACGAAGUGUUUGGGAUGCAGAUCUCCCAUAAUGCACUGCGGCAGAAAACGCUUCGUGUCGAUGUCUGCCACACCAGCAAAACGGGACGUGAGGAGGUUUUGGCAGGAGCUCAGAAGUUGGCUGACCUCAGCUGUUCAGAGGAGAGAAGCACAAAGUGGUACAACCUCCUGAGUCACUCGUUUGAUAUGAACUCCAAAGACAAAGAGGGCGCCACAAACCGAUGGAGAUCAGGUAAACACUAUAAAAAGAAUCGUCUUUCCAGUGAAAGAAGUAGAGCUCCAGAGGAAGAGGAAUGGAAACAUUUUCGAGAUGAAGGAGGAGGCGGAGAGACAGAGGAAAGAGCAGAAGAGGAGGAGGAUGAUGAGGAGUUUUACCCUGAGGACGGUCCAUUCACAGAGACUGAACCAGAGAAACCAACCACCAGACCUGCACACAAACCUCCUGCUAACAUCACUGAGAAGGUGAACAAGGAAACGAAUGUGGAUGACCUACUGUCAGCUCGCCCUGUGGUUCGGCCCAAAGAGCGGCGCCCGGACAUGCCCCCAAGUCAGAGCGGGCAGAUGAGCUUCCUCAGAGGCAACACCAUUAUUCGCUCCAAAACCUUCUCCCCCGGGCCUCAGAGCCAGUAUAUCUGUAGGAUAAACCGCAGCGACAGUGACUCGUCCACUUUGUCUAAAAAAUCUCCUUUUGUGAGAAAUGCCUCAGAGAGACGCAGCAUGAGGAUGAAAAAGCCCACAGUGGUGGUGAAGCCCCUCGACGGCCUUCUCCGCACCUCCUUGGACUUGGAGCUGGACUUGCAGGUGACCCGGACUCGACAGGCACGUUUGACCCAAGAGCUGCAUGUGCUGAGGGAGCUGAAGAGUCAACUGGAGAGGGCGCGGCAGGAGGGGCAGAGAGAGCUUCCCCUAUGGGUGAAAGAGGAUGAGCGCUUCAGGCUGCUGCUGCAACAGGCCGAGAAACAGACUCGCGAGGAACAGCUUCAGGAGCAGAGAGUGGGAAAGAUGAUGAGAGCUGCGGCGAAAGACGUGAACAAGAUGAGAGUUCAGAGCCGUAAAGAGGUCCCCGAGGUGCAGACCUUCAGGGAGAAGAUGGCAUUCUUCACUCGAGCUAAAUCCACAAUCCCAGAUCUACCUGCGGACAACGUGUGAGAGGCACAUUUCAAAGUAUUUCUGCUCUCCAUCUGCUGCUGCUGCUGAUGCUGCUGCUGCUGCGGUGGCGUUUAGUGAUGAAGCAAACAUGGUGGUGUUAUGAAGUUGUACAGGAAUCAUGAUCUACGUUAGCAUUAGCACUGUUAGCUUUUACCCUGUCUCCUCUUCUGUUUCUCUCUUGUUUUAAUGGCGUUACUGUUACUAACACACUGUCUAUACCCGCUUUUAGACUUUUGAAUCAUUCCAGCACAUAUCCACUCACUAUUGAAUCGUAUGAAGGAUGAAUGUUUUUAAAAAUCAUGGUACUGAUUUAAAACAUAUCAAGAAAACACAACAUAUUUAUAUCCUUAGAGACAACAGCACAAGAAAAAGAUCUGAUAAUUAUUGAAUUUCUGUGGGCUACAAAAACAUAUUGUACAUAUACAGGGCCCUCCACAAAUACUAGCAGCAGCAAAGACGGAAAAAAUAUUAUUGUUUUAGCAUUUAAUCUAAACUUUUAGAUUUCAUAAAAUGUAACUAGUGAAUCCAACAAUUCUCCCAAAUCCUUUCUUUCAUUUUUCUUUUUUUUUUUUUUGACACGGUUGUGUAAAGGUUAAAAAAUCUUUUCACCAUAAAACUGGUUUAUAAUUUUGAAAAUGUAUAAUUAUAAAUAUAUCACAUACAGUUUAAACCAUAAAAAUACAGUUUCAAGUUUCAAAUUAAGUUUCAAUCACUAGUUUACUAUGAAUGUAGUUGCACAAAAAGGGGGCCCUAAAUGGACUCACAGCUUCCAUAAUAACACUAUAAACUCAAUUCUGAUCUUCACUUGAAUUUAUAUUUUAAACUAUGAAAAUAAAAACUGGGAAUUAUUCAAAAAUAUAUCACAAAUCGCAAACUGGAUUUCACUGUUUUAAAUGUUAUCCACUGCUACAAUAAGAAUGUAGAAAUAGCACUACUAAGUCACUCAGGUGGAGCUGCACUUUACACAACUGGAAAUGUGGAAAACAUGGAAAAAUAUGGGUUAAAAAUCUUGUGCUGAGUCAGUGAUUGUAAAAAGAAAAGAUGAAUGUUCAGUAACUGUGAAUUAUUGUCAGUUUCAGCCAAUAAGAACUUGUCAGAAGGAACGGUGUUUUGAUGUCAUGCUGGGUGAUAUUAACAAAAAUCUCUAUUUUUUUUCCCCAUUAACCAGAUAUAAUAAUCAGAUAUUUUUGCAAUCCAUCAGAAAUGUGCUUAAACGUGCCUGUAAAUGACUCAGUUGAGGUUUCAAGUAUUGCACAAAAAACAAAUGCACUGCUAAAUUAAACCCCACAAAAAUGCAGAAAUAUCGCCUUGUAAAGUAGUGUAGAGGAUUACACUGCAGGUUUCUGUUGUUUUAUUGCUAUCAGCUAUUUUGCAGAUUUUUACAAUUUUCUUAUAAUAUACGAUAAACUUAAUACUCUAAUUUUGCAACAAUUUUGAUAUUAUCUUGCGCACAAUAUAUCGUUCAUCUCUAUUUUACCCGAUAUGUUUGAAAAGGAUCUGGCUGCAGUCCAGGAGGAGACUGUACCUCUAAAGUGCAUAUGACAGGUUAAACUACUGAAAUUUUACUAGUAUUUUUUUGUAGUUUUUCAAUUUUGGUGACAUUUAUAGUUUUAAUUCCUGAUUGGAGUAACAUCAGACAUGACAUUCAUUGAGGCAAUUCCAUAAUUGUAACCUUCCAACCAUAAUAGUUUAGAUUAGACUAAUAAAAUAAAUGGCUACACCUUUGUUUAGUUAAAUGAAGGUUUAAACUGUCAGACAAACAUUGCCUGUGCAUUUUGGAUAGAUUUUUUUUUAUGUUGAUGACAUAGGUAGAGGGAUCCAGAACUCACUGCUAUUUUAUGUAUUUUUGUACUGUACUUCUCAACUAUUAUUAAUAUUUACCGCAGGUACUAUCCCACCAAACCCAGACCUAGUAAUAAUUAGAAAAACCUGAAAACCUGUCAUAUGCACUAUAAGCCUAACCCUAAACUACCAACUUAACCUUGUAGCGAUUGGGAAUUAAUACAUUGUUCAGAAAAGAUUUUGUAUUUGGCACUUGAUUUGACAUAGAAAAUCUCCACACUUCAGCCAAUGGAGCUACACUUUUACUCCAUACAGCGGCUGCACUUAGACUCAUGAUAGAGUCAUGUUGUCAUCGCCAUGAAAAAAACUAGAGGACAUUUAUGUAUCUAAUAGGAAACAAGGUCCUUAGUCUUAGUUAUUGUUUUAAAAUUUACUUACAGUGUAUUUUUAUUGGAUACCAGAUUUGUUGUCCUCGAUAAGUAGUACUUUAAAAAUGUUUGAAAAAAGCAUGUCAGUAUUUUGAGUUUGGUUAAAUUAGUUCAUUAAGAAAAAUAUAUAUAAAAAACAAAUCUUUUGUCAUUAUGCUGAUUAUAAAAAUGCUAAAUUCUUUUUGACAGUAAUCACUAAACUAUAAUAUUUGACUCUCCCUUUUAAAAAUGUAUUUUCAAAAAGUGAUUAGUUUUUGUUUUCACUGGAGAGAAAAUGUUAAAUAUGGUGGAAUUAUUGAGUCAUUCAUACAUUUUUCAUGGAGGAAUUCAGAAACUCAACUGUAGUGAGUUUGUUUUCUGAUUGUACUUUCAGUCACGACUCCACAGUUUCCACGGUAACCCUCUGGAGCGUGUCAGCUGCAGACCUUGGCGUUUCACUUUUCUGACAUCUUUAUUGAGUUUAGUAAAGGAAAAAUAAUAACUUUAACUUCUGAAUUCAGUGUCUAGCUUCACUGGAAAGAAACCCACAUCAUUCAGACAUUUCGUCCAACUUAAUUUACUAAAACAAAAAUUAGUAUUUACUAAGUUUGUUAAUGGUUAAAAAACUGUCUCUAUAAUAUUUGUACAAACAGAAAUUAUUUUUACACUGAGAUAUGAAAGUCAUAUCUAGUGAUAGGAGCACAAAAACUGACAAACAUUGUCUAUCGUUUUGGUUUUGUUAAGUCAUCACAACAAGUACACUAGAAAUCCUUCCAUUUUGUUGUUUAAAGGAACUGUGUGUAAGAUCCUAAUUUUAAUUUCCUAAAUUUUACUUAUCUCUGUCUCCAAAUAUGACAUGGUCAAAUCAGUUAUGGCUUUUACUGAUAAUAAUUGGAAUGCAGAUUUAUUCUUGAUUACAAAAACACCAGUCCCAUUUAUGCUAGAAUUUGGUGUUUCAGUUCUCAAAACAAUCAGAAAGCAGAUUGAGCCUCACAUGAGUCUUAUCACUUGGGUUGCCUGUUUUGAUGCUGAAAUCCACUUGGUUUCAACCCAAAAUGAUCUGAAUCACCACCUAAACCCCAGCACCUGCAGCCAAUCAUGAAUCAGUGCUAGUUUUUUACACUGCUAGAGAGUGCAGGCUGCAUACAAUUCCUUUAAAAGAAAAAGAAUAACCAAUACAAAACAUGCAUAAACAAAACUUGGAUUUUUGAUCAGGAUUAAAUCCUGGUAAUAUUUAAAAACAAUAUCAAAAUCUGUGUUAAAUGUGCUUUUGUUUUCCCCUGCCUUUUACAUGUAUGUAAUAUGUUUCAAGUUUUCUUCUUUUAUUUCUGUUCAUCUGUAUCCACUGAAGCUCAAGUACAAUUUAAACAUUUUAUCAAGAAAAUGUUGCCCUUUUCACCUUUUACUAGACGUUUACUUGAAAAUGUAACAGUAUGUAGAGUCAAAUGACCAUCUCAAUCAAGUCGAGACUCAAAUGAAGGAUUGUAGCUGCGGAAUUGUCAAAAUAUCAAAUGCUGUUAGUCUCAAAUGAUUAUUUUUUCAUUGAAAAGGAUGUGAUAUAAUAAUUUUGAUGUUUUUUUGUUAUAAAGUGCAUUUUUUCUGUUUUAUUUUUCUAAUCUGAGAAACUGGAGGAGGCUUGGACAAACAGGAAGCAUGUAUUUAUUGUGAUUUGGGUGUUGCGUUUCCUUGUAAUGUUUUUUUUUUUCCUCUUCUUUUUGACAGUCCUCCCAAAAGCUGUGAAUUAUUUUCUCGUUGUUCUGUCGACCAGAGUUGUAAAUAUUUCACCAGCACAGAAUAAAAGCAGACGUUAUGUUUUAUAGUUUCACAACAAAUAAAAAAGGUCUUCUCUUCU
Periophthalmus magnuspinnatus is the source of this 6714-nucleotide messenger RNA. RefSeq names its product WW and C2 domain containing 1 (gene wwc1). NCBI's taxonomy places the organism in Eukaryota, Metazoa, Chordata, Actinopteri, Gobiiformes, Gobiidae. The record is from RefSeq and is a predicted model, not a curated record. Gene Ontology annotation, cellular component: cytoplasm. Gene Ontology annotation, biological process: regulation of hippo signaling; cell migration; regulation of DNA-templated transcription. Gene Ontology annotation, molecular function: kinase binding; molecular adaptor activity.